UUGUUUUGUUUCAUAGUUGUUUGCAAUUACAUCCACUCCCUAUAAAGUUUUUUUAUUCAUCAUUCAAUUUAUCAUGCAACCCACCUUCUUUCUAAAAUUCUAAAUUCUUCAACAAAAACUUGUUUUUGCAUUCAUAAAAAUAAUUUGUUGGAUAAGUGGUUUAGAAAAAAGAAAGAAAGUAGGAUUACGCUUUUAAUGGUUAAUUAAUUAGGUUCGCGUUUAAUGAUGGUUCGAGCAUUAGAACGAGAACGAAGCAUGCAAAAAUCAAAAUCUUUUCACUUGAAAAAAAUGUUUGAAAUUCCUGGGAAACAUUUCCAAAGCUUGGUGCUUGAUCAUACCGGAAACGAUUCGUUAGUAUCCAACGACGAGAAGUUGCUGUCGAGGAAUAAUAAUAUGUCGACUAAGUUCGGUGAACGUCUCGGUGAUUCCUUGUAUCUCGGGAGCCCUCUUAAUCGUCCUCGUCCUGCUGAUGCUCCUCCUGCUGCUCCGGUUGCUGCUCCUACUGUUAAAUCACCAACCCCUCGAGAUAAGGCUCCUUCAGACAUAGAUAUGAUGAAGGAGAAAUUUGCUAAGUUGCUGUUAGGUGAAGAUAUGUCUGGUGGGGGAAAAGGUGUUUCCUCAGCUUUGGCCUUGUCAAAUGCAAUAACAAACCUAGCAGCAUCUGUUUUCGGAGAACAAAAGAAACUAGAGCCUAUGUCGCCUGAGACUAAAACACGGUGGAGAAAAGAAAUCGACUGGCUUCUAUCGGUAACAGAUCACAUUGUUGAGUUUGUUCCUUCACAGCAAUCUACUAAUGGAAUUAAUAUGGAGAUCAUGACAACGCGACAAAGAAGUGAUCUGCUAAUGAAUAUUCCGGCUCUGCGCAAGCUUGAUACCAUUCUCAUUGACCAACAAGAUCAAUUCGGAAACCAGAACGAGUUCUGGUAUGUCGCCAAGGAUAGCGAUGACUCAGAGCAAGAAACCCCGCCGAGAAAUGAUGAUAAGUGGUGGAUCCCCACCGUUAAGGUUCCUCCACAGGGGCUAUCAGAGCACACGAGAAGAUGGAUGCAAUUCCAGAAGGAUUCUGUGAAUCAAGUACUCAAAGCAGCCAUGGCAAUAAACGCUCAGGUUCUAUCAGAAAUGGAGAUUCCUGAAAACUACAUUGAAUCCCUUCCUAAGAAUGGAAAAACAAGCCUUGGAGAUUCAAUCUACAAGAGCAUAACAGUAGAGUACUUCGAUCCUGAGCAAUUCUUGUCGACCAUGGACAUGUCAACCGAGCACAAAGUGCUCGAUCUCAAGAACCGGAUCGAGGCUUCUAUUGUUAUUUGGAAGAGAAAAAUGAACCAAAAAGACGGAAAGUCUUCCUGGGGUUCGGGUGUGAGCUUAGAGAAGAGGGAGCUGUUCGAAGAGAGAGCAGAAACUAUCUUGCUCAUUCUUAAACAGCGAUUCCCCGGAAUUCCACAAUCUUCACUAGACAUAAGCAAAAUCCAAUACAAUAAGGACGUAGGACAAGCUAUCCUAGAAAGCUAUUCAAGAAUAAUAGAAAGCUUGGCAUUCACAGUCCUGUCUAGGAUUGAAGAUGUUCUCUACGCGGACUCUCUAACACAAAACCCGAAGUCAGAAUCAGAUGACAAGUCGGAGAAUGAGAGAGGAGAGGAAGAUAGCGACAAGUGGAGUGCCGGCGAGACAGCAACACCAACAGCAAUGACACUCUCAGAUUUCAUGGGGUGGAAUGUGGAGAAGACGGAGAACAAUAACUCAAAGAAAUACAAUACAGACGGCUUCUUCAAGGGUGACCCUGAAAAGAUCAUGCUCAAACCCAUCAUGACCAUGAAGAAAUUUUCCUACUUAGAAAAACUCGAGAAUUUGAGCGGCUUAAGAAGUCCCACAGCACGACAUUAACAUCAAUGAGCUAAAAGAAAAUGCAGAGGAAGACGAUGAAGCAGGGAAAGCAAUAUGAGAAGCAAACAGAAGAAUAUAAAGAAGUAGAGAAAUAGUAGUUAGAGAGAGAGCUUGAUUUAUCAAAUGUAGAUAACAAAACAGCCUGUUAGGAGUCUUAUGGUUGUUAUAUUGUUCUUCCUCGCUAUUAAGAAUCGGGAAGUCUCAAUAUGUAACUAUUGAGUUUGAUGCAUUUGAAACAUGCUUUCUGAAUUUGUUUAACACCAACACUUGUGAUUCUAUCCAUUUAUCCAAUUUUCAUUCCAUGUUUUUUGAA
This is a messenger RNA of Mercurialis annua (annual mercury), 2194 nucleotides long. RefSeq names its product rho guanine nucleotide exchange factor 8. The record is from RefSeq and is a predicted model, not a curated record. Gene Ontology annotation, molecular function: guanyl-nucleotide exchange factor activity. The transcript is spliced from 7 exons. The coding region runs from base 223 to 1881 and encodes 552 amino acids. NCBI's taxonomy places the organism in Eukaryota, Viridiplantae, Streptophyta, Magnoliopsida, Malpighiales, Euphorbiaceae.